UAACCUUCUCAUCACCGCGCUGCACUUGUAAAGCCAUUUUAAAUUUCAAGUACUGCCUCCUUGGACAGACACGCUAGUUUGCAGGAGACUGGAUUUAAUCAUAUUUCUCCCUGACUUAUAUUCUCAUGCUUUAGGCUUGUACUAAUGCCACUGGAAGAUUCGAAAGCCGUUACGAGGCCUACAUUUCUCCCACAAAUCAGACAGCGUUUCCAGACCCUCAUAUGGACUUGUCUCGAUUUCGACCUCGUCAGAUCUGCAGCUUUCUAUGCGGAACUUUACCUUGUCAUGGACGAGAACAACCACGAUGCGCGUCAUCUUUAUGCCACGGCACUUCUUCGAUCCGGUCAACCACAUUCAGGGCUACAAUUAGUCACUGGUGUUCAACAGUCGAGAUGUAGUGGAUGCUUAGAAAUCAAGGGAAAGUGUUGUGCUGCUCUUGGUCGGCACAGGCUAGCACACGAAGCUUUUGACGCUAGUUUACAGGAUCCAACUUAUACCCCGACGGCUUCUAUGGGCCCUCGAACCUCGCGCGCAUUUCCAGAGGAGGCUGCAACACGAUGUCGAUCUGGAACGAUGGCAAUGAAGGGCAAUCUUCCUGAGCAGGCUACUCGUAGAUUUCAACAAGCUCUCGCGCUCAACCCUAUGUUGUGGGAAGCAUUUGAGGGCUUGUGCUCUCUCGGUACGGCUCCUGAUGUAGAUGAGAUCUUUCCAGCGCGACCCGCCCCAGUGAAACAGGGUCCGCCAGAAGAGCCCCCACCAGCCAAGGCACCCUCUGGCCCGAUUGCUACUGGAGUUGGAUUUUUUACGCCUGACAUCACUGUCAAUACCACUCUAUAUCGUGGUCGCAAGAACGUCCCUCAAUCUUUCCGAAUGGAUCCUCUAGAUCCACGCGACUCUAUCGCUACUAACGAGCCGUUCUUUCAUACGGAGAACUCAUUUCUUCACCCUCCACCCCGUAAUUCUAAAUUUGAGCUAGCAGGGUCUGGCCCGUCUCAGCCCGCCGCACGACCGCUAUCUUCGGCGGAUGAGACUGGUCCUGCGCAGAAGAGACUUCGAUCAACGAUUCGACAAAAGAGCACUGAGACUGUCGCAUCCAAGCUGACUAUGGACGAAACCUCGAAAAAGGCACGCGCACGCCCGGCCCUAAAAUUUGCUAAUAUCUUCUCAUCACCGGGUCGUCGUUCUCAGCCCGUCAUAUCAUCCAGACCAGUUGCUAGUGGGGGAAUUACCAAGAACGAGAGAGGGAGUGCUGCUGUUGCGCCGCGGCGAAGCACGCGGCUCUUGAGUGGCACUACUAGCAAGCCCCUCAAGCAUCCACCUCCACGAGAUCGCCGCCGACAGUUGACUACCUCGCGAUCACGAUCAAUAGACUCAGAUGGCGAGGAUGAUGCCAAUCUGCACGGAGAGGUCGCGUCUUCGACCUCGCCAACUUCGAAUGCUCAGUCACCUCCUUCUGAGACGUCUCCCGCGCCAAGCAAUUGGACCGCGGCACAUGAACUCGCUGCUCAAGAGGCGUACGAUUCAGAGAUGGCAGACCAAUACAUCUAUGAUUUACUCCGGCGAUUUGCACGUGCUACUCGAGCUUUAUCCAAAUAUGAUUGUUACUCCUGUCUUAUGGAACUCGACCAGAUACCGCUUGCACACCAGCAAUCGUCGUGGGUAUUGGCGAUGGUGGGGCGAGCCCACUAUGAACGACUCGAGUACGCGUCAGCAGAGCGAGCGUUCAGGGCAGCUCGAACUCUGGAGCCUUAUCGGUUGGGCGAUAUGGAGGUUUACUCGACUCUUUUAUGGCACCUUCAGCAGAACGUGCAGCUUUCAUAUCUUGCGCAAGAACUUAUGAACAUAAACCCACGCUCUUCGCAGGCGUGGAUCGCAGUUGGCAAUCUUUUUUCCUUACAGAAAGAGCGGUCUCAGGCACUUACGUGUUUUCGACGAGCUGCUGAAAUGGAUCCGUCCUGUGCUUACGCGUACACUCUUAGCGGACAUGAAUCUAUUGAUGAGGACCUGGACAAAGCUAUCGGGUUCUUCCAGACUGCCCUCCGCGCAGAUCCGCGACAUUACAAUGCUUGGUACGGUCUCGGCACCUGCUAUUUGCGGAUGAGCAAAAUACGCCUGGCUGAAUAUCACUAUCGCAAGGCAGUUGAAAUUCAUCCGAAUAAUGCAGUUUUACUAGGUUGUGUGGGCAUGGCUGUCGAACGUCGGGGUGACAAGGUGGCUGCUCACUCAUUAUUUGAUCAGGCAGUUCGCGUAGCACCAGACAAUGCGCUUGUUCGUUAUCGUCGAGCAAAAAUCCUUAUCUCCAUGAAAAGAUACGCUGAAGCGCUGGAAGAUCUACUUCAGCUUCGCGACUCAUCUCCCGAGGAGUCGAAUGUAGUGUUUCAGAUUGCGAAAGUCUAUCGAUUGACGGGUGAUGAGGUAAAAUCGGCGCACUGGCUCGCCAUAGCACGCGAUACAUCGCCAAAGAGCGUCAACAAACUGAAGAAACUCAUUGACACCGUCAAGGACGAGGAAGGCAGAGAUGACCAGAUGGAUGAAGGUUGAGGGGGCCGCAUCUACCGGGACGGCAUUCAUGUCGUGUAGAUAGCUGAGGGUCUCGGUGCAUAUAACAUUUUUUUUAUCGUUGGCGUGGUGGCGUUAUCGCAAUGGAGGCUGUUUG
Suillus bovinus is the source of this 2656-nucleotide messenger RNA. RefSeq lists its product as uncharacterized. Gene Ontology annotation, molecular function: protein binding. The transcript has 9 exons. Gene Ontology annotation, biological process: cell division. Lineage: Eukaryota; Fungi; Basidiomycota; Agaricomycetes; Boletales; Suillaceae. Bases 145 to 2541 code for a protein of 798 amino acids. The record is from RefSeq and is a predicted model, not a curated record.